CAGCGCUUUCAUGGCGUGUUUGUGCGCUUCUGUGGCAACUGUGCGACUCAUAAUCAUGCCUUCCUGUGGACUGUUCAGGAAUAUAACCAGAGGACAGUGUCAUUAGGCAAGAAAAUCAUGGCUGAUUUUUGUUCUGGUUUGUAAUUUCGCUGUGGAACUUUAAGAGGAGAGGUGGUUUUUACGCACAAGGCUCAUCCGGUGGAAGUGGAACUGUGUGCGCACUGGGAUGGCGGAGGAGAUUCCGAAUGAUUCCUUUCCAGACCUGAAAGAACUGGAGAAUAAAGUUGGGAGGAAGACACCGGAAAGUCUUCUGAUUUGGAUGAAGGAUGCUGCGGAAAGCGAAGACGGCUGGAGAUGUGAAGGGGGCGAAAGGGAAGGCGAAAACUGGGACUUCAGUGACAGCUUCAGCGAGAAAAUAACCAACCUGAAACAGGAAAUGAGGUGGCUUCGUUCUGCAGAUGUGAGGAUUCUGCGUCAGUUGGUGGCUUUACACGAAGGCAUCGAGGCCUUGCGUUGGCUCAUAGAGGAACGUGGGACCUUAGCGAGCCGCGGCAGCAGCUUAACAGGAAGUCUGAGCAGUCUGAUAACGAUGGACGAGUGCGGGCCCUUCAUGUCCCCCUGCAGGGAAACCCAGAGUCCCAUCUGCCCUCAGGAGUUUGUUGAAACCACUGAAGAUUCAGAGCAUCAACCACUGCACAAUGACGAGUCAAACCACAAGAGCAGCUUCGAUACGAGGUCUGACUCUGCUGAAGCGAGACCUCCGAGUCUCUCAUCUUUAAAGUUUGAUGUCCGUCGUUCCAUUCAGGGCAGACAAGGAUCACUAAAGUCCCAACCGCAGGACUCGGGUGGAGUUUCAUCCCACGACAACAAAGACGCUGCUGAUCCCGUCAGAAGUGCUCUGCUCAGGUCGAACAGGUCUACAAGAAGAGAAGUAAAGGUCAACACUGGUAGUUUAACCUUUGAGAAACGUUCAGGAGAAACACGAGAGCUUUUUAAACCUCAGGAGAGUUUCAGAGAGUCUCUAAGCAAGAAAAUGGAUGAAGAUAAGAGUGUGAAUGAUAAGGAGGGAGUACUGCUGGGCUAUGAUGCACAGUGGUGCUGGGUGGAAUCACAGGAUGACGUGACAUUUUUAUAAUCUUGUAUUCCACAAUUUGGUUGGAGUACGUAAAAAUGACCCACCAAAAGUAACUGGGACACAAAUGCAAUGUGAAACUCAGGAUAAAAAUCAAGCAGUCUACAGCUGUCAUAGUGUGUGAUUUUGUUUAAAACACAGAAAAUAUCCUAUUGUGAAAGUUUUUUUCUUUUUUUUUCAUCUCUACACCAUUAACAUUAUAUUUUAAGACUUGCAAAACAAAAGGCUGAGAAAGGACAAUUGCAUUCUUAGGAGUUUUAAAAUCUUAUAGCCAUGGUUUGUAAACCUUGUCUUUUUACAUCAUGCUGAUAUGACAGAUGUUAUUGAUUUGUUGUAUGUUUUGCCUCAUGUAUUGUACAGUCUCUAUUGGAU
Messenger RNA from Sphaeramia orbicularis (orbiculate cardinalfish), 1504 nucleotides. RefSeq names its product leucine rich adaptor protein 1-like. Lineage: Eukaryota; Metazoa; Chordata; Actinopteri; Kurtiformes; Apogonidae. Gene Ontology annotation, biological process: positive regulation of canonical NF-kappaB signal transduction; positive regulation of cytokine production. The record is from RefSeq and is a predicted model, not a curated record. Bases 227 to 1135 code for a protein of 302 amino acids. The transcript has 3 exons.